Messenger RNA from Oikopleura dioica, 1386 nucleotides. Lineage: Eukaryota; Metazoa; Chordata; Appendicularia; Copelata; Oikopleuridae. The record is from the annotation of a GenBank genome assembly.
AUGAGAGAGAUAUUGCUAUUUAUAUUCGGCACUGCAGGUAGUCUUUCAAAGAAUACACGAUCAUGCCCGGAUCAAGAACUUGGAGAUCAAUGCGAUGCUCAAUGCCGUCUUAUUUUCAUUGAAUGUCGAGGAAACUGUGCAGAUUCUGUCUGCGAAUCUGUGUGCUUGCAUGAGUACUCAGAAUGCAAUGAUUCUUGUCCUUGUUUUCAUGAUUGUCCCGAUGGAUGUGAUGGUUGUAAGCACCCUCUUUGCUUUUGUAAGAAUCCGGAGCUUGACAAUCCGAUAUACAAGCAAUGUAUUGAAGAGGCUGCAGCUCGUCAAAAAAAGUGCGUUACCACUUGCUACGCCAAUAACGCAUGUUUCGAGAGAUGUAACGACGACUUUUUUAUUGAUUCUGCAAGAUGCCCUUGUAUGUCAGAAUGUCCAACUGGGUGUCCAUGUGAUGGCGGUUAUAAAUGUCAGCCAUUUAUAACUUCAAUAUGUCAGAGAUAUAGUUAUAAGCACAGUUAUAUCAUCUCAGCUGAUGGAUCGUUCAAGGACAAUCGCUAUUAUUCAACUCCUGAUGUAGAUGGAUUCUCUCUUGAAGGUGUCAGAAAUGGAUAUUUGAACGGAGAAAUAUUCUUCUUUGGUGGAAAUAAUAGUCCAAGACAAAUUACAAAAUUAAAUGAAUGCUCGAUAGAACUUAUUUCUAUAACGCUUCUAAACGAUUUUGAAAUCGAUGGCAUGCUUGUGACAGUACCAACAAUGCCAAAUGAGAUUCUCCUGUGUUCUGGUUCUGCUCCUUAUACAAAAUGCGAAGACUUCAAUGGGCAAAUAACGCGAAAUAAUCCGUAUGUAAUGAACUUCCAACAUGAUUGUGGCUGUAUGGCUCUGGACAACAAUAUGCCAACUGCUAUUGCUGGUAGAGACACAGAAACAGGAGAUGUUCAUUCGAAAAUCGAAAUUCUCGGACUCAGUGGUUGGCAAUACGGUAAAAAUCACCCGAUCGCUGCAAGAUGCAUGGGCUGCGUUUCUUUGGGAAAUGGAAUACUUACACUCGGAGGAAACAAAAUAACUGAUGGUGAAAAUAAUUUUUCCGAUGAAAUUUAUUUGCUUCGGAAUAAUGAAUGGUCAUUUGCGGGUCGGUUGCAACAGGGAGUUGUGACAUCUAGUCUUCUGUUUUUUGACGAAUUUAUAAUUUCUUUUGCUGGAAGCUCUUAUUCCGAAAAUGCCAUUGUUGAGCGACUUGAAUGGAAUGGAACUCACGUAACUUCAUCAACGACUAUACAUGAACAUAAUCAUUUGUGUUUUCAUCCGAUUGUCUUUAAGACAUCCCCUGAUAAAUGUGUUGAUUCCUGCGCUGAUUCCUGCUUUUCUUGGGAAGUUAAAGAUCAUUUUUUUUAUUAA